UGAUGAAGUACACGGUGGCAAAAUGUCUCUGUACUAAGGAGCUUUCGCCAACGACAGAGAUAUGUAAACAAAAGGACGAUUUUUAAGAUUUUGGCCAACAGGAUUUAUGCAAGAUCUACAGAAAUGGGAAAGCGAGAUAACAGAGUGGCUUACGUGAACCCGAUAGCAGCUGCCAGAGCCCGAGGACCUGCACCCAGCUCCGGCACCACCAUUCAGGAUUAUCUCAGCAGACCAAGGCCAUCAUGGGAGGAGGUAAAGGAACAACUGGAAAAGAAAAAGAAGGGCUCCAGAGCCCUGGCUGAUUUUGAGGACAAAAUGAAUGAGAGAUGGAAGAAGGAAUUGGAGAAAAACAGAGAGAAAGUACUUGGUGGAGGUGACAAGAAAGAAAAGGAGAAGGACAAGAAAGAGAAAAAGAAGAAGGAGAGGAAAAAGUCCAGCAGGCAUUCCUCAUUUUCCUCUUCCUCAUCGAGUUCUGAUUCCUCCUCCAGUUCCUCCUCAGAAUCUGAAGAUGAUGACGAGAAGAAAAACAUGAAAAAAAAGAAAAAAAGGAGAAAAUCCUCCAGAAAAGCAUCUGAUGAGUCUGACUCGGAGUCAGAAACAGAUAGCAGGGAGUCAUCCAAGAAAAAGAGAAAGAAACUCCGGGAGGAUGGAGAGAAAGAAAAGGAUGAAAAAGACAGUCGAAGGAAGAGGAAAGCUGAGAGGAGUCACACUGAGUCCUCAGAUGAACCCUCAGAUACAGAUAGAGAUGCUGAGUCCAAAAAGAAGAAACCCAGUAGUGAAGAAAAGGAGACAAUUACAGACAAGUCCAAGAAGAAAAAGAAAAAGAAGAAGCAUAAGAAACAGAGCAAAAAGAAAAAGAAGACCUCUGGAUCCGAGCUGGACUAAAGGGCUUGUGUGGGUUUCUAUGCACCAGGCAGCUGGAAUACCGAGUGGGAAUGGAGACGGAACUUUUCCCAGACUGUGGGGAAAAUCCAUUAGAUAUCUGUACAAGUAACUCUUAAAACGUGUGCUGCUUAGAACCGUGUGGCUUUGUGUCCAAUUUGGAUGAGAGGAUCAUGUGGAGGGGUGGGGGGAGAAGGGUUCAUUAUGGCAGGUUUGUGUGUUUGUUUUUUUUUUAAGCAGAUGAUUCUCAGUCCAAAUAAAGGUCAUUGACACCACUGGUGGCCCUGUGUGGUACAGUAUGUUUGUACUGAUGUGGAGCAGCUGCAUGAGAAAUGCUGGUUUACAGGUUGCAAAGGUUGUUGAUACGCAUGGAAUAUUUUUAGAAAAUGGUUGCUUUUGAUAAAGCUGACAAAGAUUUUCUGUCUGAUGUCUGACUGCACUAAAGAUGUAAUUUUACUCGUUGAAUUCCUGCUUUUACUUGACAAAUCACAUUAAAUAUCCAUUGCUAAAAUACAGCAAGUCUUUAUCAGAACAUUACAGAAUGGGGAAAAUAAAAUCUUAAAAGAAUAUUCCAGGUUCAAUACUAGUUAAGCUCAAUUGACAGCAUUUGUGGCAUAAUAUUGAUUACCACAAACAUUUAUUAUGUCUCGUCCCUCCUUUCUUUUAAAAAAGCAAAUAUCAUGUUUUCAGUGAGGCACUUAUAAUGGAUGUGAAUGUGGGGCAAUUUCUGAACGUUAAAAUACUCACUGUUUGAAAAGUAUAGCCACAAGACAUAAAGGAUAUGCAUGUAAACAUGAUUUUUGUGUGAUAAAGUCAUUUACUAACCUUUUCUGUGUGAAGUCAUAGCCAAUUGUACAACUUCGUUACCAUCAGGACCGUAACCACCAUGUACAUUGGUAUAUUCAUAAUAGUGGUCUAUUGAUAUAUAUAUAUAUAUUGUUUUUCCAUGGUUCAUUAUUAUAUUUGGUCCCCCCAAUCCUGAAUAUGUGGUUACAUCCUUGGUUACCAUGACGAUGUAAUGUGACCAAAAAUUACAAUUUAAACCACUUUACAACUCAUAUAAUACACACGUUUUUAUUAAAGUUAUUUUAUAAAAUUAUAAACAGCACAUUUCUGUGUUUAAAGCCUCCAAAAAUUGGCCACGAGUCGAAAUACAUUUUUGUGGUAAUCAACAUUAUGGCACAAAUGCUGUCGACUGAGCUUAACUUGUAUUGAACCCAGAGUAUUCUUUAAAUAGUUGAAUGGAAAGUUAUAUAUCACUAGCAGAAAAUGUAUUUUUUUGUGCCCUGAACAACACAUUAUGUGUAAUGUGUAAAGUAGACUUAAUUAACUGCCUUCACUUAAUUGCAUGCAUCUUGCUUUCUUUUCAUAGCUCUAAUGUUCAUAAAACAAAUGAU
This is a messenger RNA of Xyrauchen texanus (razorback sucker), 2279 nucleotides long. RefSeq names its product family with sequence similarity 133 member B (gene fam133b). The coding region runs from base 124 to 885 and encodes 253 amino acids. The transcript has 11 exons. The record is from RefSeq and is a predicted model, not a curated record. NCBI's taxonomy places the organism in Eukaryota, Metazoa, Chordata, Actinopteri, Cypriniformes, Catostomidae.